AACACACUUUCCUGCAUCAGUCAGUCAACGUCGCCCGCAGGCUCGGGUCACGAAUGUAUCGAGCGGACGCUCCACAUGUGGUAGAUGACAGGAUGGGGAGCUGCCAGAGCAACGCCAAGCUAACGUGUUUCUCUCCGCAAAAACAUAGCGACAGUGUUGAUCAAUUUGACAACUUGGAGAAGCAUACGCAGUGGGGGAUCGACUUUCUGGAGAAGUACGCCAAAUUUGUCAAGGAGAGGUCCGAGAUCGAAAUCAGCUAUGCCAAACAAAUUAGGAAUUUAUCCAAGAAGUACCAACCGAAGAAAAACUCGCGGGAAGAGGAGGAGAGCAAGUACACGUUCUGCAAGGCCUUCCUGACCACGAUCAACGAGCUCAACGACUACGCCGGGCAGCACGAGGUGAUCGCCGAGAACUUGACGUCGCAGAUCAUCACCGAGCUCUCGCGCUACCUGCAGGAUCUCAAGACCGAGAGGAAGUCGCACUUCCACGAUGGCCGCAAAGCGCAGCAGCACAUCGAGAGCUCGUGGAAACAGCUCGAGUCGUGCAAAAGGAAGUUUGAGCGGGAUUGCAAAGAGGCCGACAAAGCGCAGCAGUACUUUGACAAGAUGGACGCCGACAUCAACGUGACAAAGGCCGACGUGGAAAAGCGAAGUUCCCUCAAGGCGCGGCAGCAAGCUCAGGUCAGGCACCAGAUGGCGGCCGACAGCAAGAGCGAUUACUCGUCCUACCUGCACAAGUUCAACCAGGAGCAGAACGAACACUAUUACACCGUCAUACCCAACAUCUUCCAGAAACUCCAAGACAUGGAGGAGAAGCGCAUUGAGAGGUUAGGAGCGUGCAUGAGGACUUUCGCCGACGUGGACCGGCAGGUCAUCCCCAUCGUGGGAAAGUGUCUGGACGGCAUGAGCAAGGCGGCCGAGGCCAUCGAGGCCAAAACGGACUCCAAGCAGGUGGUGGAGUCGUACAAGUCCGGCUUUGAGCCGCCGGGGGACGUGGAGUUCGAGGACUACGAGCAGGCCAUGAAGAGGGCGGUGUCGGAAAGCAGCUUGAACAACUCUCGGGGGGAGGUCCGCGAGAGGCCCACCGGCAAAAGCAAAGGCAAACUCUGGCCUUUCAUCAAGAACAAAAACAAGUUUAUGUCCCUGUUAACGUCCCCCCGGCAGCCCCCGCCCGCCCCCCCGGCCUCCUCCCCGCCCUCACCCUCUGCCGACUCCCAAUCUCCCAAGCAGCACAAGGAGCCCCUCUCGCACCGCCUCAACGACUUCAUGGCCUCCAAGCCCAAAAUGCACUGCCUGCGGAGCCUGAGGCGAGGGCUUUCUCUCAAGCUGCUCACACUCAAUUCCCACGUCCGGAAUCUCAUUGAGGGUUCCGGACCUGAGGACUUUAGCCACCUGCCGCCGGAACAGCGAAGGAAGAAGCUGCAGGGCAAGUUGGUCGAGCUCAACAAAGACAUUCAAAAGGAGACGGACCAGAGGGACGCGCUGACCAAGAUGAAAGACGUUUACGUGAAGAAUCCGCAGAUGGGCGACGCCGCCAGCCUGGACCCUCGGUUAGCCGAGCUCGAGCAGAACAUCGAGAAGCUGCAGUUUGAAGUGCAGAAAUUUGAGGGCUGGCUGUCCGAGGUGGAGGAGCGGAUGCCCUCCAAGAGCGACACGCAUCGGCGGAGCGGACUCUACGAGAGCCAAAGCAGCGGCGCCGUCAACAACAACUGCGCCCAGGACCGAGAGAGCCCCGACGGCAGCUACACGGAGGAGCAGAAUUCCGAGAGCCACGAAAAGGCCAACGUGGCCAACGCCAAGCCCCCGGUGGCCGUCACGCCCGAGUUUGACGACGAGUUUGACGACGAGGAGUCGCUGCCCACCAUCGGAAACUGCAAAGCCUUGUAUCCGUUUGACGGCCACAACGAGGGCACCAUCUCGGUGGCCGAGGGCGAGCUGCUCUACGUCAUCGAGGAGGACAAAGGCGACGGCUGGACGCGGGUGCGCCGCAACCAGGACGAGGAGGGCUACGUGCCCACCUCCUACGUGGAGGUCUUCUUGGGGACCAACGCCAAAGAUUCCUAAAGCAGAUGCUGGCUGAGGGAGCGGCAGGGCAAGCGGCCUAGGGACCUCUUCCUCUUUAUAAAAAAAAAAAAAAAAAAAAAAAAGACUUUUGGAAACCUCCACAUUCAAAUUGUUAACACGCUUGUGGCCCCUAACAGCUCGGCUUGCUUAAGUCAAGCUCAGCCGCCCGACUAACCCGCAACGGCGUAGUCAGAGAGAGGAGGCAGAAGCAUCGCCGGACCACGUCACCCGAUUUUCUCAUCAUCAUCCAUCCAUCCAUCCAUCCAUCCAUCCAUCCUGGAGCCAACAGCACGACAAAAUACGUUCAGAAGAUUGUGACAAAAAAUGCUGCUUGAUUGUCAUAAUAUUAGUAUGUUGCAAAUGUUUCACUAAAAAAUAUAAAGUGUUACUGGAUUUGAUUUUUAGGAUUUUUAAAAAUAUAUAUAUUAUUAUGGAAGAAUAAAAUUCCAAUCAAUUUUUUUUUUUUUAAUGGUACAUGACAAACGUAACACUGAUAUUAUGACAAACAAUGCAGCAUUAUAAUUCCAAUUGGGGAAAAGGAUGAAGUGUAUCUGCUUGGCACGUGAAGUGCUGUUGGCUGUCUUUUCCUGUCAUGAUGUCAUCACACUGUCAUCGGCUCCUCUCUUUGACGUCAACGCCGCCCAACCCAUCCUGUCACCUGCACUUAACCCCGCCUCCAGCACCUGUUAACGCCACCCCUAGCUAGCUUCUGCAGCCAAUCGGGUCUGGGCGUUGAUGUUUUGCCGCAUGCUUGCCCUGUCUGCCUCCUCACCCCUCCCCUCCCUGAAGCUGGCUGUCCUUUUCGGGGUACCAACCCCCAGAAAGACUCAGAUAAUGUUUUUAUUCUGUAUUGUAAUUUCUGUUAGUGCUGAAAAUAGCAUGCCCCCCCCCCCCCCCCCCACCUCUCACUUUGACCUGUUUGGGUUAAGGUUAGGGUUUGUGUUGCCAUUGUUCGCCCCAGAACCCCCCCCCCCCCCUCCAGCUUGUUCUGUUGAUGACAACAUUCUAACUUUUGAGCCUGCUUUAUCCGUUCAACUGACACUUGCUGUUCUGUUCCACCAACUAUGUUCGUAAUGGCACAUAUGUCUUUUAUUGGAAGUGUUUCAACGAUGAUGAUCUUCAUGAUCCAGAGCAGGAAACGUGUGUUCUGCCACGGAACGGCACUGAAAAGCCACUUUACUGCAAGAGUGUUUGUUUGGGAUGGGACGCUUUCAGCUUGAGGAGGAGAACCACUAAACAAACUGCGCGGCCGGCCGGCCACGGAGUGUCAUGCUGGAAAGAAGAAAAAAGUCGACUGUUUUACACGACAAAUUGUUGUUGAGCUAUAGAAAUUGUUUUUAAGCUGCUUAAAAAUUCCGAGAAAAAAAAUUAGAUUGAGAGAUCAACGUGAGAAAAUGACGACAGUAGUUCUUUUCAUUUGAAAUUGUAAUUUAGAGAUAGGCAGUAGAAACAAAGUUGUCAUGUGACAAGAAUCAGUCAAAUUCAAUGACAGUUAUUUUUUUAAUGAAAAGAAAUGUUACUAAAGUUUAGAAAAUAGUUUUAAUAUUAAGAAAAGGUUUUGAGAGGAAGAAAUGACAAAAGUCUGACAGUAUUUAUCCGUAACUUUAUGCUCCUAACAAAACUUCUCGUAAUAUUAUAAUUCUUGCGACUUAUUUUUUUAAGAGCAUCCAUUUUUGUUCUUUUCAGUGUCCACUCCUUGGUCAAAUGGAACCACCUUUUGCUCCUGGCGUCGUUUUCCCAUGAGAGUAUAAAUAUAGAAAAUAUGAAUAUAAGGCUCAAGAUGCAAAGUGAAAAUUUUAACUAUAGGCAGUGCGUCGCUUUGCAAACGUACGUACACGUAUGUUAGUGUGUGUGUGUUGAGUGAGCGCGUGUGUGAGUGCAUGUGUGUGCGUGUUUGCUUCUUGUUGCCUAUCGUUCAAUUUACGUGUUUUUUUUCUUUUCUGGAGCACUGAAUACUUUGUAUUGUGUUUACUGUGCCAAUUAAAAAUGCCUGAAAGUCA
Molecule: messenger RNA, 4063 nt
Organism: Syngnathus typhle (broad-nosed pipefish)
Lineage: Eukaryota; Metazoa; Chordata; Actinopteri; Syngnathiformes; Syngnathidae
Gene: fnbp1b
Product: formin-binding protein 1
Exons: 19
Coding region: 54-2063 (669 amino acids)
Biological process (GO): signal transduction; endocytosis
Molecular function (GO): protein binding
Source: RefSeq, a predicted model, not a curated record